ACUCUCUGAAAAUCUGUUUUACUUUUUCUGCCGGGGUAGUCCCUCUUUAAAGAACGUAUUGUUGUAUUACGAUUUUGUAAGUUGCUUUUCCAAAGAUGCAAACUAAAACGUAAAUGUACAAGAGCUUUAAGUUGAUAAUGUUAAUGUUUCUUUGCCAUAACUUAUACACAUAUUACCAAUAGUGAUGUAAUGUCGUCCACCAGCUGUAAAGAACUUCAAUACCGAGAUAACUUAGAGGGAAUUAUUGAGAAAGAAUUUUCACGUUUGCAAGGUUUGACAUACUUGGACCAUACUGGUGCAACAUUGUAUGCAAAAAGCCAGAUUGAAGCAUAUACCCAUGACCUGCAAAGUAAUGUAUAUGGAAAUCCUCACAGUGGUAAUCCAAGUAGUGAGCUGAUGCUGGACACUGUACACCAGGUCCGAAACACAGUCCUUGCACACUUCAAUGUUUCCUGUGAAGAAUAUGAUAUUGUAUUUACACAUGGAGCAACAGGGGCUAUUAAAAUCCUCGCUGAAAAUUUUAAAUGGACUUCAGGUGCUUACUCAAUUUAUAGCAAUACAUAUUGGUUUAUAUUAUUUUCCUGGUUUAUUUUUUUUCUGAAAGAACUUUCCUAUGUUUUAUUUCUGUUAAUUGUUCAAAGUGGAAAAUCUGCAUUCAAUUUGAAAAACUAUGCGCCAGUCAAAGUGAAGAGUAUGUCACAACUUGGCGAUUCUAAUGGAUCAGUUAGAACUGGAAACUUAUUUGCAUAUCCUGCACAAAGCAAUUUUUCUGGAUGCAAAUAUCCUCUUUCAUGGAUUCAUGAUGUGAAAAAUCAUGGCCUUGAUAAUAUAAACAGUCAUGCCAACGAAAACUGGUAUGUGUUACUUGAUGCUGCAGCGUUUGUACCAUGCUCAAAACUAGAUUUAAAAGAAAACCCGGCAGAUUUUGUUUGUCUUUCAUUUUAUAAAAUGUUUGGAUUUCCUACAGGUCUCGGUUGCCUAUUAGUUCGAAAAACAACUGAAGAUAUGCUUUUAAAGAAAGGUUACUUUGGUGGAGGAACUGCUGCUGGUUACCUUGCAACUUCAGACUAUUUCAAACCCCGUGUAAAUUUACACCAAAGAUUAGAAGACGGUAGCAUUCCUUUUCUGGAGAUAUUGGCAUUGCAACACGGAUUCAACAUUUUAAAUAAAAUUGACCAUUCAAUGAAAGUUAUACAAUCACAUACAUUUUCCCUCAUAAAUAGGUUAUACAAUGAAUUGAUUGCUCUGCAGCAUUCAAAUGACGCUCCAGUUGUUAAAGUAUACAGCCAUACAGACUACAGUGAAAGCAACCUCCAGGGUGGAAUUUUGACUUUUAACAUUCAAAGGGCAGAUGGAAGUUUCGUUGGUUUUAAUCACGUGCUUCAACUAGCUGCUUCACGAAAUAUCCACUUAAGAUCUGGUUGUUUUUGUAACACAGGAGCGUGUGUCAGGUUAUUGAAUCUUGAGCCUGAAAAUGUGAAACAUAUUUUUGAGGGUGGCCGAACAUGUGGAGACCACAUUGAUAUUAUUGAUAACCAACCAAUUGGUGCAAUACGUGCUUCUGUAGGUUACAUGUCAACAAUGGCAGAUAUCAAUUCACUUCUGCAAUUCAUUAAAGAAUCUUUUGUUCAGGAAACUAUUACCUCUGCAAUUUCCAAUGGUGACAUAUUUUAUGAUGCAUCCUCUACCAUAAAAGCAAGCCAACGUUCACUAAGCUUAGAGAAGAUAUUUGUAUAUCCGAUUAAAUCUUGCCGAGCAAUUGAGGUAAAACAAUGGGAACUAUGCAGCACUGGCCUUAUGUAUGAUAGAAUGUGGAUGAUUGUAAAUAAUUUUGGAGUUUGUUUGACUUUAAAGCGGGAGAACAUGCUUGCACUUAUUCAACCUACAUUAGAUUUAAAGGCCCAAACUUUGACUUUAGAAGCUGAUGGUCAUGGCUCGGUAACUGUCUCAUUGGAUUUCAUGGACUGUGAGCAAAAUAUGUUAAAGGUGAAUGCUUGUCAAAGUAAAGUUUGCGGAGAUAGGGUAUUAGGUAAUGACUGUGGCCAAAAAGUAAUGACCUGGCUCACUGAUUUCUUGGGUUACAAAUCUCAUUUGAUAAAAAAGAACAAUGAUCCUCGGUUUUCUAAAGUUAACAAAGCAAUACAUGAUGAAAAUGGCUUCUCUAAUUUGCAAAGUAUUACACUUACAAAUGAAGCACAAUAUUUACUGCUGACAAGAGAAUCCGUUGAACAUCUUCAAAGGCAAAUGAAGAAAUCACAAGAGCAAUUCAACAGCGAUUUACUUGCAUUUGAUGAAAUUGUUAGUCGUUUUAGAUGCAAUUUACUUGUGGCAGGUUGCAAGCCUUUUGAGGAAGAGUCCUGGUCAGGUUUAGUGCUCAAGAACAAGCUAGAAAUGGUCAACUUUAAGUUUUGUGGCUUAAGCAGCAGGUGUAGUAUGGUGUGUGUUGACCACAAAACUGGAGAAAAGGGUUUGGAGCCAUUGCGAACUUUAGGUACACUACCUCCUCCUCACUAUGCCAACAAGCAACAAAAACGCAGAAAUCAUUUUGGUAUUUAUCUGUACUGUGAGUGUACAGAAAGUGCAAUUGCUGUUGGUGAUAAGAUGUUUUUGUAUAACUAAUGCCUCUUUAAUUUUAAUUCUCAUGCUCAUUUUGAUUUUAAUUCCUUUCUUCAAAUCAUUUUACUCUCAAUCUUACAUUUUUUAUUAAUUAUGCAAGUAUGCUUUAAGUGUUUCCACAGAGUUUCAACAUUUUGUUUAACUGCUUUCUCCUAGAAUUAUCUCCACAUUAGCAAUGCUUGUUGACUCUUUUAAUUUUACCUAAGAAUAACAUUGUUAUAUUAAACUGUUUACAAUUUAUGCUUGUUUUUGAGAUUCUUCAUAUUUUAUAUAGAUUAAUUUAAAUAAAACCUAAUUCGGCAUCUUCAAUUUAACAAUUGUCUUUUAGUAGUUUAAAUUUUCUGCUGUAGUGGUCUAAUAGCAACAUUAAAAUCAACCUCUUAUGUAUGCAUAAUUGUCAGAUAGAUUUCACAGCAAAAACUACACAACAACUGGUUUAUUGGGAUGGCAGUUCACUUCAGCUUGAAAGAUGCAUCGUUUAUGAUAUACCUACCUGUAAACUUAUCCAAAGUAAUU
Messenger RNA from Ciona intestinalis (vase tunicate), 3132 nucleotides. Lineage: Eukaryota; Metazoa; Chordata; Ascidiacea; Phlebobranchia; Cionidae. The record is from RefSeq and is a predicted model, not a curated record.